CUUUCCUUCAAUUGCUUUUCUUCGUAUUUAAUGUGUGGACCCGUUUUUGGUGGUGAGUUUAUGGGUGCUCCAUGAAACUUACAUUAAGCUUUAUUCGCUAGCGAGCUUAAUCUUACCUAAAGCCAACAUGUCGUUUGCAUCGCUGGUCCUCAUUUUGGGCAUCUUGCUGAAUGGUGCUAACCUGCUCAUUCAAAUCUUCUUCAUCAUCAUGUUUAGUGAUCUUGAAAUGGAUUACAUCAACCCCAUCGAUUUGUGCAAUAAACUGAAUCGUUUGGUUGCUCCCGAACUCAUGAGUCAUUCUACUAUGACUAUCCUUUUUGCACUCACAGGCCAAUGGAUGCUUACUAUUUUGAACCUUCCUUUACUCAUUUGGAAUGUACGAAGUGUAAUUAACAAGACUCAUAUUCUUGAUGCUACCGAAAUUUUCCGGCAAUUGAACCGUUACAAGCGUGACACCUUUGUAAAGAUUGCCCACUACCUUAUUCUUUUCUUCGUUCUUCUUUACUGCAUGAUCAAAAGUUUGAUUCAAGAAGAGUAAGCAAGCUUGCUUCAUUAUAGAAUUCAAAAUGGCGGAAUUUUUUACUCUUGCAGACAAAAAGAGGUACGAAGAACGAUAUUUUGGUGAAAAAAAAAACACCCGAUAUUUUUGUAAUGGAACGUCCCGCCGUGUUGCGGUAAAAUUAACUUUUUAUCUACAAUCAUUUUACUGAAAAGCUUCUGCAUUUUCUAUCACAUAAGGGAAUUUUGUUUAUUCGUUGCCAAGUUGGUUGAUAUUGUCAUUUACAUGCCUUCCAACGUUUCUCGCAACUCCAGUACUUCAUCGUGAUCAAACGACGGAUGCACUGGUGGAAGUGAUGCUUUGAGCUGUUUCACGUACAUUGCUCCACGGUGAUCUUUUUCGAGAAAAGAAUUCGAAUUAGAGUUGAAUGUCUCUUCGGUGUCACUGUCGUAGCCGAUGGGUCCUCCGCUGGUGGACACAGCGACACCGUGAACCUUUUUCAGCUCUUCAGGAAGCGUAUUUACAUCUGCAGGAAACGCUGGUUUGUCAAGUUGCAGCGAAGGUCCCGAAGGCAUUGAUUUUGGUGCAAGCAAACUGUUAACUUCUUCCAUGUUCGUUCCACGGAAGCAUUGAUACACAGGAGCCAGUGUAUUCGGUAGUGCGGUACCCGAACCCCAUGAGACGUCCCAUCUCUGGAUUAUAGAAGCCUUCUUCGUACCUAGCACAAUUGCAUCCAUUCCGAAUAGUUUGGAAGAUCGGGUAAGAGAAACGACCCUCUCAAUGUCACUCAUCUGCACUCUUUUUUCUCGUGUUAAACGGGUUGGAAGGGUAAAUGUCUCUAGUGCAACACUGGCAAAAGCAGACGUGUGCCAUAUACUUUGGGCCGUUGUAUCUACACAAAUUGGUACAUAUUUUGAAUAUGCGUCUGCCGUGCUUGCCAUGAACAAAGCUUCAUUCAUAAAGUGCUGCUUCGUUUCUUGCAUAACAGUACGCUGUUCACGAAUUCCAAAUAUCCACAAUGGAAUUCGCUCAUCCUCCAGUUCAUCCUGGAUACCACGUAUGUAGGAGGAAGCAUAGCCAGACCAAGCGGAGCACACAUCCAAUGACAGUUGAAAACCUUGGAUCAUAUCGCAAUCCUCAAGCAAUGGACGAAUGGCCGUAUCCCAAACAUAAUGUUCGUCACUAUCGGCAUUCUUUUGUUGAAACGCGUCCUGUCCCGUGAUGAAGGAGUUUGUUGAACAAUCGGCAAACCCUGUUGGCAGCUUGAGUGGUUGUAAAGACCGUGGGUCAUAGUACAGCCUGUGAAAAUCAGACCAACUUGUACAAGCGUUCAAAUCAAUGUCGGCUUUGUUGGUAAUGCCAUUGUUCGCCUGCGCUGGGUCUGUUUCUUGGUCUAGCCAAGCUUGAUAUGGGUGCAAUGGAAGUGGAGGAGCUUCAACGCAGACUGUUUUUCCUGACCAGGUGUUGACGUCCUCAGGGCCUUCACCUGUCUUUCUGUUGUCGUUCUUUGCGUAUCCGAAUAUGUCAAUGUUGUUGUUGUUUUCGACUAUAUCUGGUUGUAAAAGCUUAGAGUUUUUAAUCGUCGUGCCAAAAGCAUCUCUGUCAUCGUAUAUGAGCGUGCGGGGAUGAAAGACAACAUCACCUCCAAUAUUGUUUGUUUUACGUUCGAAGAAAGCUACCUCUCUAUCGAUCUGAGCAUCAUUGCCUUGGUCAAGAUACUUCUCUUGAGCAUUCCAAAAAUGUGUCGACACGAAGUUGGAUUUUCCUCCAAACGCAAAUGAGAGUAUCUCGUGCAUGCCACUCAAACGCUCUCGCACACACAGAUCUGUACAGAUGCGGUGUAAUUCGAGAGUUUUCUGUAGCUCGAUCACGCUCGUUAAAUUUCGCUGUUUCUCAUAAAAUAUCACUAUUUCUUCUCCUCCUCUGUCACAUCACCGCGAUCCUAUGGGCUG
Schizosaccharomyces japonicus yFS275 is the source of this 2451-nucleotide messenger RNA. RefSeq names its product cornichon family protein Erv14. Gene Ontology annotation, cellular component: membrane. Lineage: Eukaryota; Fungi; Ascomycota; Schizosaccharomycetes; Schizosaccharomycetales; Schizosaccharomycetaceae. Gene Ontology annotation, biological process: vesicle-mediated transport. The record is from RefSeq and is a predicted model, not a curated record. Bases 128 to 538 code for a protein of 136 amino acids. The transcript is spliced from 3 exons.